AUGGAUAUUAUUGACGAUAAUGCUACACCGGAGAAAAUACCAAAUGUUAGUUAUUAUAAUAAUUAUCAUGUCAUGCUUGGUUCUGGUGAUAGUUUUGGUGGUGAUUCUGGUGGUAGUUCUAGUGGUAAUUCUGAUGGUAAUUCUGGUAGUUACUCUGGUGGUAGAUUAGGCAGUAAUCCUAAUAUUGAUUCUGAUGUCAGCUCUGAUGGUAAUUUGGGUGAUAUAAAAAAUAUACAAGCAUUUAUUGAUACAAUUGAAAACAAAUUAAAAUCUAAAAAUGAGCACUUAACUCCAGGAUAUAAAAUCUGA
Funneliformis caledonium is the source of this 309-nucleotide messenger RNA. The record is from the annotation of a GenBank genome assembly. Lineage: Eukaryota; Fungi; Glomeromycota; Glomeromycetes; Glomerales; Glomeraceae.